Molecule: messenger RNA, 318 nt
Organism: Daldinia childiae
Lineage: Eukaryota; Fungi; Ascomycota; Sordariomycetes; Xylariales; Hypoxylaceae
Exons: 1
Coding region: 1-318 (105 amino acids)
Source: RefSeq, a predicted model, not a curated record
AUGACGUUUUCAGGCGACAUCCAGAACGUUGAAGACCUCAAUACCGUUCUGGAAGAAAUCAACGAUCUUGAAAGCGAAGUCAACGGUAAGAUCAUCGAUGACGAGAUCCUGUCUACCAGGAAGAGGAAAGAGUAUGAACGACACAUCGAUUACAUACUCGAAGCCCACAAAAAGCUAAAGGAUGCCGAGGACUUGGACGUCCUCCAGGGCAAAGAAGAGAAGAAGCGAAUCGAAGCUGGAAUCAACACGCUGAAGUCGAUGGAAGCAAAGAUCCAGUAUGCGUUCGAGCGAAGCGACGAGCUCGAAGAGUCCGAUUAG